AUGCCUCCUACGACUAGUCAUUCUCACCGCGGUGUCCGUUUUGUCGAGACCCAUUCUGCUUUGCAGAGGGCUGUAGAAUCGAUGAGUCUUGACACGCAGAGCGUGAAUCCUGAGGAGUAUGGAGUACCCGGACCCCACGGGGCACCUAAGGCCACGGUCAUAUCCUCAGGCUUAAGGUCGUCUAUACCAACACCUCACGUCGCAACGCUGGACGUUGCUCCCCCGCUAAGGCCAUAUCAUCAACAACCCGACCCGAAGGCUCCCAUCACUUCCUCUCAGCCUGCAACUCGGCCGCCCCUUCGUACUCUUCAGCUACAACUCCCAAAGCCGUUCGAACCCAUCACCAUAACGUCCGCGACAGCCUUCCUGCAUGCGACUGUACACGACGUUUGGGCGGCUUUGAGAAGAUUCUGGCACUCCUCGGCGACGCGCGAGGAGCUGUACGCUCUUCCGGAGACCGAGCGCGAGGAGGUGAGGGAGGCUCAUCGCCAGAGGACUGCUGUCAGCGCCUCGGUCGACGGGCUGAGACGACGUGACUUCCUACGGGGUGCAGUAAUCAUGGGUGUCCAGCCCCUCAACGACGAAACCAUUGCUCUUGUACUUGGCAAGACGGCUUAG
Molecule: messenger RNA, 618 nt
Organism: Peniophora sp. CBMAI 1063
Lineage: Eukaryota; Fungi; Basidiomycota; Agaricomycetes; Russulales; Peniophoraceae
Source: the annotation of a GenBank genome assembly